AUGGGUAAUUCUCAGGGCAAGCUGUCUUCGCCAGAUUAUCCAGUCAACUUGAACCAAUUCAGAUUACUGCGCGUGGUGGGAAAAGGCGCCUUUGGAAAAGUCCGCAUCGUCGAGCGGAAGGAUACCGGUCUCACUUUUGCGUUGAAAUAUAUCAGAAAAGAUGAGGUUGUCCGGUCGGAGAGUGUGCGGAAUAUCAUCCGCGAACGGCGCAUGCUCGAACAUCUCAAUCAUCCAUUUCUCUGCAAUUUGAGAUACAGCUUUCAAGACAUGGAAUACAUAUACCUUGUCGUCGACCUUAUGAAUGGCGGUGACCUACGAUUCCACAUAUCCAGAAAAUGCUUCACAGAAGAGGCCGUCCGGUUCUGGAUGUCUGAACUUGCCUGCGCCCUACACUACAUUCAUGGCCAAGGCAUCGUACAUCGAGAUGUCAAGCCGGAUAACAUAUUGCUCGACUCGGAAGGACAUGUUCAUCUCGCUGAUUUUAAUGUCGCGUCCGACUUCAAACCAUCGAAACCCCUCACAAGCAGAUCAGGCACAAUGGCAUAUCUUGCCCCAGAAGUCUUCCAAGGCGGCGGAUACAUAUCCAAUGUCGAUUGGUGGUCGCUCGGUGUCACAUUCUAUGAAUGCAUAUACAACAAACGACCGUUUGAGGGCCGUAGCCACAACGCCCUGAGCGAAGCCAUCAUGCGCUCUCAACCAAAAUACUUCGUCACCAACCCUGCCGUUACCGUCCCCUGUCUCCACGCUCUCAGUGCCUUGCUGGAAAAGGACCCGGCUAAACGUAUUGGUGCCAUGAGCUUCGAAUCGUUCCAGUUCCACCCGUUCUUCGCCGAGAUAGACUUCGAAGCUCUCCAGAAUAAGGAGAUUGAGCCCGUCUUCGUCCCGUCGAGCGACAAGACCAACUUCGAUGCAACAUAUGAUCUGGAAGAGCUGCUCCUUGAAGAAGCGCCACUCGAAGCGCGCGCUCGCCGUCAGAAACCCCGAGCAGAACUCAAGGACGAUGCCACAGCCAAGGAAAUUCGCGAAGAGGAGCUCCACCGUAUCAUAGAGACCAUGUUUGAACCCUUCGACUACACGACGAUGAAUUACGAAACCACAGCAGCCGCUGCCAUCGCCGCCUCCGGAAACCCAGAAGACUGCCUUACACUGACGACCUCGCCGAGCCACAGACGCCGUCGCCGUAACCAUGACUCCCAGGGCCAAUCGGACUCUUCUUCCCGGACAGACAGAUCAAUCCGAACAGACAAGUCAAUCAGAACAGAAAAGUCCUACAAGUCCAACACCUCUGACCAUAUCCAUGCCCACGGCAACCUACAAAAUGACAGCGUCAAUCCUGGCUCCCCAUCCUCCGACCGCGGCGGUGCCCUCUCCCGCUCACCACCAACCCAGAAUCCUCCGGCCCCUCCCUCUCUACCUUCCCAACGCCAUGCCAACCGCUCCCACACCAUCAACUCGACAACACAGGGCCAUCCGCAGUACCCUCCUCCCCCACCGCCCGCAGCCCCGACAUCGCAGCCACAAGCCCGCGGUGCAACUCGCAACCGCAGCAAAUCAGGCGGUGUCCAGAUGGUCCUCGAAGAGACAGGUAGUUGGUCCGGAUUAGCUGAUCAGACUCCCACUGGAGAUGCACUUGCUAAUUGCAGCGGUAUGGGUGGGAACGGCCUUCAAAACAGCGGAACUGCAGCCGGGGGCCCCGGUACCGGCACAGGUGGGAUGUUUUCAUUCCUCAGCCGCAAGAAGGGGAGAGAAAGAAGCCCAAAACCGUCCGAACGUGGAGUGCUGGGCAAAGAAGGCGCGCGAGUUGUUAUUUCCGGUUGA
Messenger RNA from Arthroderma uncinatum, 1818 nucleotides. RefSeq names its product Serine/threonine/dual specificity protein kinase, catalytic domain. Lineage: Eukaryota; Fungi; Ascomycota; Eurotiomycetes; Onygenales; Arthrodermataceae. Gene Ontology annotation, molecular function: ATP binding; protein serine/threonine kinase activity. The transcript is spliced from 5 exons. Gene Ontology annotation, biological process: peptidyl-serine phosphorylation; intracellular signal transduction. The record is from RefSeq and is a predicted model, not a curated record. The coding region runs from base 1 to 1818 and encodes 605 amino acids.